Messenger RNA from Centruroides sculpturatus (bark scorpion), 2198 nucleotides. RefSeq lists its product as uncharacterized. NCBI's taxonomy places the organism in Eukaryota, Metazoa, Arthropoda, Arachnida, Scorpiones, Buthidae. The transcript is spliced from 11 exons. The coding region runs from base 672 to 1583 and encodes 303 amino acids. The record is from RefSeq and is a predicted model, not a curated record.
AAUAAAAAUACCGCAAAAACGAAUUAAUUUGGAUAGGAAAAAUAUUCUAAAUCGUCGAAAGUUAGGAAUAUCGAAUACUUUCGUCACCGAAUUACGAUUACAGUACUCCAUUCCCAAUAUUUUACGCAAAGUAACGUUUAAAACUGAGGGAGAAACAGAUUCGAGUGGUGGAUGUCGCUGUAUAAAUAUUAAACGAAGAGCUUCCAUCUUCCGUCGCCAGGUGGCAGAUGUCUUUUUCGGCGGAAGCUGGAGAUUGUCAGUCGGAAUGAAGCUGGCCUAGAGAUGAGACAGCUUUCCCUUUCGUGUUUUGGUCGUUGGUGACUUCCAUCCCAUACUUCGCUUUGUCUUACCCGCAAUGGAAAUUGGAAAACGAAAACACAACAAGAGUUUCCAGGCAUAAAAGAGACGAAGUAACGUUUAAAACUGAGGGAGAAACAGAUUCGAGUGGUGGAUGUCGCUGUAUAAAUAUUAAACGAAGAGCUUCCAUCUUCCGUCGCCAGGUGGCAGAUGUCUUUUUCGGCGGAAGCUGGAGAUUGUCAGUCGGAAUGAAGCUGGCCUAGAGAUGAGACAGCUUUCCCUUUCGGUAGGAUUCAUGCACAGCUUUUAACAUGGUCAAAAGGAGAGCUUCCAGCUCUCACACAAUAGGGAUAACGACUUAAUGGUUUGAGGUGAUGGAUUCCAAAAUUCCCAAAUUUCUAGUGUUUUGGUCGUUGGUGACUUCCAUCCCAUACUUCGCUUUGUCUUACCCGCAAUGGAAAUUGGAAAACGAAAACACAACAAGAGUUUCCAGGCAUAAAAGAGACGAGGACGAAGGCAAACAAGGGGCUUAUGGUAGAGGUGUUGGGUUUUUUAUCGGAGAACCAUGCACGGAUAUAUGCAACAAUAUUUUAUUUCAUGUUUACUGCAAUUUGACAACCAAAAAAUGUGAAUGUCACGAAGAAUAUCCAGUAAAUAUAGAAAAUAGAAAAUGCGUCAAAGUUGCGAAGAUAGGAGACGAAUGUCAAUAUAGCGAAGCAUGCACCCACUACGAUGAACAUUCUGUGUGUCAUCCGGAGGGAGACUGCAGAUGUGAUGAGAAGUACCAGAGCCAAUUCACAGAAACGGGAAACAUAAUAUGCAUACCAGCAAAUCCAAACGGAAUACUCGAUAACUCCGAUUUUGCAACUUUAAUAAGCGUAGUUGCAGGAUUGAUGAUAUUUACUGGUCUUUUUUGCCUUGUGCUCAAAUUAUUCAGCAGGGCACGCUUUAAUCGACCACGUGAUCGUCUCGGAAACGCUUCUGCUCCUUCCGUUGUCAUGACAGGCAUGGACGCAUCAGGAUCAUCUGUGAUCGGCUCUAGGCCACCUUCGCGUACAAGUGGAUCCCGGCGCCCAAGCUCUUCAUCUGUUCGUUCUCAGCUUUCUUUACGCAGCCACUCGUCUUUUCGAUGUCAUCGAAGUCACCGCGACAUUGUUCGAAGGACGUUAUCUUCACCAGCCGAUUCUCAUCAAAGUCCACAAAAGACCAUAUCUUCUCAAAACAGCACAGAAAUAACUAAACAGCCUUCUCCAGAGCCACCAGAUGAUCAUCUAAACCACAUAUAAAGAAAGUGAAGAUUGAAGAACACGGAAGAGUGGAUGGCGCUUGCCAAGAUGUUACUUAAGAAGUAGAAGAAGAAGAAGAAGAAGAAGGGGGAAAAAUCAUUUGCCUUACCUCAUUCAAUCCAUUUAACAAAUUUUUGUUUUUCAAAGAAAUACCGCAUUGAAAUCAAAAUUGAGGGUUUAUAAAAACAUCCCUCAUCUCAUCCACAAUAUAUUGUGAAUGCACAAAAGAAAAUCUCCCAAAGAAAUUGAAUGAAACUGACUGCACAAUUCUUAAAUGAAAAUGAACUGUAGAAAUGAACCCUCACCCAAUUAUAUAUAUUGGGAAUAUGUUAUCGGAUUUUUUUUAUAUUUGAAUUGGGCAUGUCUUUCUAUCAAUUGUUCAAUAUCAUCCCACAUCGUCUCCCGAUUUGUCUUUUUUCGGAAUUUUUGCUCUUAUAUAGCUAUAUCUUGUACAUAGGAAAUAAAAUAUUAUACUUCUACAUUUAAGAAUUUUUCUAUUAUAAAAUAAAAAGUAAAAGGAACAUAAUUAACUUGCUUUAAAUUCGCUGAUACACGUUUUGAACAGUGUGUUAACUCCUGUGAUGAACAUACAAUUGGCAAUUAUCUUGCGUACGA